Messenger RNA from Didymodactylos carnosus, 420 nucleotides. NCBI's taxonomy places the organism in Eukaryota, Metazoa, Rotifera, Eurotatoria, Philodinida, Philodinidae. The record is from the annotation of a GenBank genome assembly.
AUGUAUCGGAGAAAAAAAGAAAUGAAUGAUUUACAAAAUGAUGAUGGAAUUACUACCACUGCCGCCGCUGAUAGCACAAUAAAUGCGACAAAUGGUCAGCAGUUUGUAAGAUUUCAACAACAAAAACAGCAACGUCAUACGAAAAAACGUGAUUCCCAAUUAGUUGUUAUGUUAUUAGCUGAAAUAAUUGCUUAUCUAAUAUCAACAUUUUUAUUUCCCACAAAUGAUCUAUAUCAAACAGUAACCAGUCAUGUACAAAAAUCUGUUGAACGUCAACAAAUUGAAACAUUCAUUACUUACAUUGCUCGGCCUUAUUUGAUUGUCCUAAAUGCAUGUUCAACGUUUUUCGUUUGGUUUGCUGCAUCGAAAAAAUUUAGAAAUGACUUUAAACAAUAUUUACACUAUUAUCGAAAACGAUAG